This is a messenger RNA of Camellia sinensis, 2347 nucleotides long. The record is from RefSeq and is a predicted model, not a curated record. Lineage: Eukaryota; Viridiplantae; Streptophyta; Magnoliopsida; Ericales; Theaceae.
AAAUCUUCAUCAAUCUUGUUCCAGAGAGGAAGGAAGAUGUUGUUAGGAUGACAAAUAAUGAGUUGUUUGAGCAACUUUAUAAAGUCCAGCAGAGUAAAAAAUGCUUAGUUGUACUGGAUGAUAUUUGGUCAAUAGAGGCUUGGAAGAGCUUGGAACCGGCCUUUCCAAAUGGAAACACAGGUAGCAAAAUAUUGCUAACGACUCGUAAUAAAAUAUUGCCUUCACAGAUAGAUCCAUACCCUAUCGUCCAUGAACCCCAGUGUUUAAAUGACAAGGAAAGUUGGUAUCUACUUCAAAAAAAAUCAUUACUAAGAAGAGAUGGUAAAGACUCCAGAGUGCUUGACACAAACAUGGAGGCAUUAGGGAGGAAAAUGGUAAAGCUAUGUGCUGGUUUACCGUUAGCAAUCAUUGUGCUUGGUGGACUUUUGGCAAGAAAGCAUACAUUAAGGGAAUGGGAGAUGGUAUACCAAAAUGUUCAUUCGCAUAAAUGGAAUGACGACCCAACACAACAUGACAAUGGAGUAUCAACGGUGUUAGCUUUAAGCUACCAUGACUUGCCUUAUCAAUUGAAGCCAUGUUUUCUAUAUUUUGGUCACUUUCCGGAGGAUUAUGGGAUAAAUGCUGAAAGACUAUAUCACUUAUGGAUAGCUGACGGUAUAAUUGUAGAUGAUGAUAGAGUGGGGGAUGAAACAAUAAUGGAUGUGGCAAAACGUUACUUGGGUGCACUAGCACAGCGGUGCAUGGUUGAAGUACAUGUAGACAUGUAUACUCAAAGGAUCAAUUAUUGCCGCAUUCAUGACCUUAUGCUAGAUUUGUGUUUAUCGAAGGCAAAAAUGAAUGAUUUUCUCGAGAUCAUUCAUCUCCAACGCGAAACUGAUCUAGCUGAUUGGUUUUCCACCACAUCAACAACCACUACUCCUAAAAUACGCAAACUUGCAAUUCAUUUGAGUAGGGAUGUCGAAAAAGUUGUCCUCCCUGACUUGGAGACAAAUAAACAGCUAAGAUCAAUAUUGUUGUAUGAUCCAAGAAUUCACUUGUGGCCUUUAUCUAGUGACGAAAAGUCUUCAAUAGAGUUGAACUCCCAUGUCGAGUACUUCAAAUUGCUUAGGAAUUUGGAUCUUGAAGGAUUUAAGUUUGAUGAAAAGUCAGUCGAAUCAAUAGGUAACCUAAUUAGCUUGAGGUACUUGAGUUUUAGAAGUUGUUUCAUACCUAAGUGGCAUUCGUCUAUCUGCAAGUUGAAAUACUUGCAAACCUUGGAUUUACAACAUUGCGAGUUCAACCCAGGUGAAGUAAUAGUCUUACAUGGAAUGGAACAAUUGAGGCAUUUGUAUAUUCCUCGCAAUGCUAAAUUCAAAUUUGAUGGGUUAAGCAACCUCGAAACAUUAGGAGGGUUUGACACAAGAUCUUGUGACGUCAAUGAUCUGUGUAAAUUGAUCAAUCUUCGGCAACUAGAAGAUGCAACUUUCUCGGAGGAGGACAAUCAGGACUUAGCGGCUUUCAUCAACUACCUAAACAUCAGUGCCAACCACCUCCGACAUACAUCCUUAUCAGUUGAAUUUUACAAAAAAGAAGAAGAGUUGACUCUUCUCAAACAACAACUGUUAGGGUGUCAACAUCUUUACAAAUUGAGUAUUAGUGGAAUUAUUCCUGAGUUACCAGAGUGCCAGGGUUUCUCUCCCAUCCUCAUCGAGUUAAUUUUGUUUAGAUGUCAACUUGAAGAAGACCCUAUGCCAACAUUAGAGAGGCUACCUAACCUACAAUAUCUCUAUUUAGGUAGUGGUGCCUUUAUGGGGGACAAAAUGGUUUGCUCAGCUAAUGGUUUUCCCCAACUCAAAACCCUAUCUCUCUAUCAGUUGAUGCUCUUAAAAGAGUGGGAGGUGGAAAAAGGAGCGAUGCCCAAUCUCUCUAAUUUAAAAAUUGCUUAUUGCGAAGGACUUGAAAUGGUUCCAGAGGGACUGAGAUUCAUUGCGACCCUCCAACGAUUUACAACAAAGGAUAUGAGCGAAAAUUUCAAUAACAAGCUUCGAAGGGUCAAUGGUGAAGAAGGAGAAGAGUUUUACAAAGUGCAACAUGUGUCUUCCCUCGACAUUUGGUAAAUUUCUUAAUUCUGGAUAAUCCUUUCUUUCACAAGAGACGAAACAACUAUUGGGUCUCUUAUCGUUUCUUUCACAUCCCCCUCAUUAAUUCUCAUCAUAAAAUUUGUUGAUAUAUAUAUCUCUCUCUGCUUUUUUUGCCUUCAUAUUGGUUUAGGGGUGGACAAAUUAUCAUAGAAUCAAAAAAACUAAACUAAACCAAAAUUAUUGGGUUGAUUUGGUUUUUUUUUUUUUUUUUUGAAUACAUUGGUUUA